Molecule: messenger RNA, 2198 nt
Organism: Cuscuta campestris
Lineage: Eukaryota; Viridiplantae; Streptophyta; Magnoliopsida; Solanales; Convolvulaceae
Source: the annotation of a GenBank genome assembly
GUGCUUCUCCAAAUCCACCAUCCACCAUCCACCACCAAAGUCCACCCAUUUCACUCGUUCUCUGUGUUUCUUCCUCAUUUCCUAUUUAACUCCGCCAUUUUCACGGUUUCUUUUGAAUUUCAAACUUUACUCUUCCUGCUUUUUGAAGCUCAGCUGAGAAUAUAUUCCUAAUAAACAAUGCCCAUCUAAGAGAACCAUACCAUUAUUCCAUUUCUUCUCAAGCUUGCCCAUCCCUUUCUGUUUCCAAGUUUCAAUUUUUUUUGAACCCAUCUCUCUGUGUUUUUUAUUGCAGUAAUUAUAUGAAUAUAUGUUGUUGGGUUGUAUAAAUUGCAGCCCUUUAGGGUUCUGAAGAAUCUUUGUUGGUGUGAUUUGAUUCCCGAUUUGGGGAAAGUGCCCUCUGGUUCUUCGGAUUUUGCAAUGGUUUCUCUUCAGGAUUCUCAGAUUCACGCCGAUUCCGGCGGAAGUAGCUUCAGCCAGACGCGGUCUUGUUACUACUUCACUCCGCCGCCGCCGUCUUCCGCCAAGGUCCACCGGUCUAUUGGCCGUUCCAUGCGCACCAUCAGGUCGAAUUUCUACCGGAGCGGAUGUUCGGCUUCUGAGGAAUCGGGGAGCGUGUCGGAGAAUCUGACGGACUCCGUCGUCGAUAUGCGCCUCCGGGAGCUCGCUUGUGAACCCGCCGUGAAAAGGUCUUCGUGUCUGGAAGAGGAGUGUUUGGAGAUCUCGCAGGCCUUCAGUGAUUUCUCCGCUUGUAGCAGCGAUAUUUCCGGCGAAUUGCAGCGGCUGGCGACCGCGGAUCCGGUUGCGAGCCCGAGCCCGAGCCCGAGCACGAGUGCCCAGCCCGAACCCGAACCGGAGCCAUGUCUAGGGUUUCUGCAGAGAGAGACGUUCUCGACUGAAAUAAUCGAGAACAUAUCGCCGGAGGAUCUCCUUCCGACGGUGAAUCUGUGCGUCGAGGGUUUGAAGUCUUCGUCAGUGGCCGUGAAGCGAUCUGCGGCGGCGAAGCUGAGGCUACUAGCCAAGAACAGGGCCGACAACCGGGCCUUGAUCGGAGAAUCAGGCGCGAUACCCGCGCUCGUACCUCUUCUCCGGUGCUCCGAUCCCUGGACUCAAGAACACGCCGUCACCGGCCUCCUGAACCUCUCCCUUCACGAGCCCAACAAGGCCGUCAUCACCUCCUCCGGCGCCAUAAAAUCUCUGAUUUACGCGCUGAAAACAGGGACCGAAACGUCCAAACAGAACGCCGCCUGCGCUCUGCUGAGCCUGGCGCUGGUCGACGAAAACAAGCUGUCAAUCGGCGCGUCUGGGGCCAUCCCGCCACUGGUUUCCCUUCUGAUCAACGGAUCGAACCGCGGCAAAAAGGACUCCCUAACCACGCUCUACAAGCUCUGCUCAGUGAAGCAGAACAAGGAGAGGGCAGUAAUGGCAGGCGCAGUGAAGCCGCUGGUGGAGCUGGUGGGAGUGAACGGGAGUGGGCUUGCAGAGAAGGCCAUGGUGGUGCUGAACAGCUUGGCCGGGACUGAAAUGGGAGGAGAAGCGAUAGUGGGAGAAGGCGGGAUUACGGCGCUGCUGGAGGCCAUAGAGGAUGGCUCUGACAAAGGGAAGGAGUUUGCAGUGCUGGCGCUUCUGCAACUGUGCGGGGACAGUGUGAGGAACAGGGGAUUGCUGGUUAGAGAAGGUGGGAUUCCUCCUCUUGUUGCCUUGUCCCAGAACGGAACUGCUAAAGCUAAGCACAAGUCUGAGAUACUUCUUGGUUACUUGAGAGAACCCAGACAAGAAGCAUGAGCAUCAACACCUAAGGGACUGCUGCAGUAGGGGUAUUCAUUGUCUUUAGAAAGUGGUUCAUUAUAUGCACAAGGUUACUUCUGGCUUGAAGUGUUUGUACAGAGUGGCUUAGUUCUUUGUUUAUAGGAAUAGAUAGGGUCUCCUCACCUUUUUUAAGGUACUAAACUACUUGUUCUGUUUUGGGUUGGUGAAUAGGCUUUUUAGGGCUUCUUUCCCAUCUGCAAUUGGCAUUUGCAUGUAUGUAUUGGAGGCGCCUAAUUUUCCUGGGUUUUUUUUUUGUCUGAGAAUUUGGCUGCUCAUCCUCUAUUUCUGCAUGAAUGAAGUCCAGAUUCUAUUAGAAAUGUUACUAAUUGUGGUGUUCUUGUUAAUGUGAGAUGUUGUAUUGAUCACUCUCUAGAGUCAUGUUCUGUGUUUUA